UUGGUAAGUGGCUGAGUGAAGACGAUUGUGGUUGAACGGUAUAAUUUGUUUCAUCUCUCAUUUCAUGACAUUCUUCACCUUAGCUGAACAUUGUGAACAGAUACUACCUGAUAUGUCCAACAGUGAGAGCAGCACAGUGGCUAAUGGCAAUAAUGGUAAUUCUGAGAACGGUUCUGAGUCUGCAGCAGCCACGGGCGGAGGCAUCUUGAGCAAGGCUGGCCUGGUUUCCAAGACGCCCACAGCUGCAGCCGGCAGCAGCGGAGACCAGAAGCCGGCGGGUGCGGGGAUCCUGGCCAAGGCCGGCACUGAGGAGACAGCGGCCAAGGCGGCCGGCGGGUCCCUGAAGCGCGGCGCCGGCGAUGCUGCUAUCGAAGGCGACGACCUGGCUGCCAAGCGCCGCAACGUCGGUCACCCGGACCCGGACACCAUCAAAAUGUUUGCCGGCCAGAUUCCACGCCGCAUGGCCGACGAUGAAGUGCGCAAGGUGUUCGAGGAGUUCGGGCCGGUGUACGAGCUGAGCGUCCUCAAGGACCGCGCCACGGGCAACAGCCGCGGCUGCUGCUUCGUCACCUACUUCACACGGAAGUCUGCGCUUCAGGCGCAGAACAAGCUUCACAACGUUCGCACACUUCCCGGCAUGCACCACCCGAUGCAGAUGAAGCCAGCAGAUGUGGAGAACCGCAGUGAGCGCAAAUUGUUCGUCGGCAUGAUUGGUAAGCAGGCCGACGACGAGGCGGUGUGGUCGCUGUUUCAUAAAUUUGGCCCUGUAGAAGAGUGCACUGUGCUGCGAGACGCGCAGAAGAACAGCAAGGGCUGCGCGUUUGUUACUUUCAUGUCGCGACAGAGCGCGAUCGCGGCCAUCCGCGGUCUGCACCACUCGCGCACCAUGGACGGCUGCUCGGCGCCGCUGGUGGUCAAGCUAGCUGACGCGUCCCGCGAUAUGGCUGGCGGUCGGUUUGGCGGGCCGCCGCUCGGCGGUGCUAGCCGUCAGCCGAUGGGCCCCAACAGGUGGGGUAACAACCCGAACAACAGCGCCAACAGCGGUAACUGGGGUGGCAACAACAACAAUCCUGCAGGCAACAACUGGGGUCCGAAUAAUAAUGCCAACAACUGGGGCGGCAACAAUAACAACUGGGCCAGCAAUAACGCCAGCAACUGGGGCAACCGGCCGCCGCCUGUGCCGCCGGCGCAGAACAUGCAGCAGCCCCCGCCGAGUCUCAUGGGCGCUCAGGUCAACAACCAGCCCAACAACCAGGCCAAUCCUCUGUUCAACAAUCCGCAGGCGAUGAGCCUUCUGCAGCAGCUGAGCCAGGCAGCCACCGCGCUCUCCUCCCUGGCGGGUCAGGCGGCGCCGCCCGUCGGGCCGCCGCCCAACAACCAGUUCGGCAUGCCGCCGCCCAACGCGGGCCCGCCCGGCGGCCAGCCAGGCGCCUUCAACAACCAGCCGAACCAGAAUAACCCGGCCAACGCGCUGUCCAUGAUGCUGCAGGCCGCUGGAAACCUGACUGCCCCCGGCGGCGUCCAGCAGCCGCCGCCGCAGGGCGUUCAGCCCUUCCAGGGCCCGCCGCCCGGCAACUUUGGAAACAAUCCCGGUGGUGGGCCGGGCAACUUCGCCGGUAACCCGCCGCCCAAUAACUUCGGGCCCCCCUGGCGCAAACUUCGGUAACCAGCAGGGCAACAACUUCGGUCCGGCUGGUCCCGGCAAUUUCUCGGGUCCGCCGCCAAUGGGCGGAGGCGGGCCACCAAUGGCCGGAGGCGGGCCACCAAUGGCCGGAGGCGGGCCACCAAUGGGCGGAGGCGGGCCACCAAUGGGCGGAGGCGGGCCGCCUAUGGGUGGAGGCGGACCGCCAAUGGGCGGAGGCGGGCCGCCGCAGCCUCUCGGCAUGGGCUUCAGGAAGGAGCCCCAGGUGGAGGGUCCCGAGGGCUGCAACCUCUUCAUCUACCACCUGCCGCCGCAGUGCAACGACACCGACCUCUCCAACAUGUUCUCGCCAUUCGGCAACGUCCUCUCGGCCAAGGUGUUCGUGGACCGCAACACGGGACAGUCGAAGUGCUUCGGCUUCGUCUCGUACGACAACCCAUCCGGUGCCGAGAUGGCCAUCCAGGGCAUGGACAACUUCCUGGUGGGCAACCGGCGGCUGCGAGUGCAGCUGAAACGUACCGGUAAGGACGCGGCCCCCAAGCCGAUGUAAGCUGGCGACCGGGGCCAGCGCCGCGGUUCUGCCAGGCCAGCCGACUGGUGAGUAACACGAGAAAUCGCAGGGUGUCCCCAAGCUCGCAGAGGCACGAGGCUAUGGCUUAGGGCCAGCGAUUGUAGGGUUUGCCGCCCUGGCCACCAGCUGCCCCUGUGCAGAUAAAUUAGGGAGAUCCGCUGCCAUUCUGAUGAUUCCCGCCACUUAAUGAAUUCAGGCGAGGACGCCUGCAUCCUUAUUUUCCAAUAGGGUUUUGUAAGUAGCAUACAUAUAUUAGAUAAGGACAUGCAAAUCUCACACCAAGACAUCGACAUCUACACGCCACAGUUUUGUUUAGAACAUUUUUAGUCAUUUAUACGUAAUCACGUAUAGUUUCCGGUUGCUGUCAAAAAACACACUUAGAUCACUCAGUACAGUGCACUGCUGGUUGCUUGUCUUAUUUUGUAUUUUGGCUGUUUCUUUGAUCGUAUCUGUAUGUUCGUGUCAUGCAGUCUGUCCUUCCUACAUAGUGACACAAGUCUUGUAAUGGGCACCAAGCUGUUUGUUCGGUACGCAGUGUCUGUCUGUCGAUUCCCAUGUAUCGUGGUGUUUCCAGAUGACAGACCAGUCUGUGGAGUUAUCCACCGUUGAGUUUCGCGCUGUGACGAUGCACGUGUGUCCCAUUGGAAACGGUGGUCCCUCGACAUCGUUUCUGUGCCCGAUUGAAGGCGUGGACUGCGGUGCCUCACUGGUUGGUCGUGCUGGUAACGAGCGCAGGGUGUGCUCAUGGGUGAAUUACUCUGUGCAUCAUUCUUAGGGAACUUCUGCCGGCCUGCGUCCACCCGGUGCCGUCAGUGUGUCGGUCACAUCUGUUGAUGUGACCUCUGUCACAUCUGCUGCUGACCGGAUGUGGCGGUAACGUUUACCGAGCGUUGAGCUGUCCCCCUUUGGUUCCGGUGCCCCUACCGCCUUUGUCUCGAUGCUUCUGUCUAUUGGAUACUGUAUGUUAUACAGAACCAGUGAUGAGGUCCCUGCCUGCCCAAGUACCCCAACGUUCUGUGCCCGACUGUGGUCUCUGUAGACAUUCGUGCUACGCCGAAAAGAGCGUUGACAUGUGUACUGUGUAUUGUGUAAGAUGCUAGACGUAAGACGCGCUUUUGGUGCGCGGGUCGUGUUGGUGGAAUAAAAAUGUUCGGCUGGUGUGUG
Messenger RNA from Amphibalanus amphitrite, 3377 nucleotides. Its product is annotated as CUGBP Elav-like family member 1-A. The record is from RefSeq and is a predicted model, not a curated record. The transcript is spliced from 2 exons. Gene Ontology annotation, cellular component: nucleus; cytoplasm; ribonucleoprotein complex. Gene Ontology annotation, molecular function: mRNA 3'-UTR binding. Gene Ontology annotation, biological process: regulation of alternative mRNA splicing, via spliceosome; mRNA splice site recognition. Bases 65 to 1666 code for a protein of 533 amino acids. NCBI's taxonomy places the organism in Eukaryota, Metazoa, Arthropoda, Thecostraca, Balanomorpha, Balanidae.